AAAAACUGACGCUCAAUUUAGUUAGUUGUAUUCUUUAAAAUGGAUUAUGAAAGUUUUCAAAAUGUUUAAUGGUCAACAAAUAAUCAAAACAAUCCUUUUAGUUGGAUUUUUUCUAACUGUUGGAACGAGAACAGUUGAGACACAAGACAUAAUUUCAAGCACAAGUACAAAUCAAACACAAACAAAAUCAGAAAAAGACGCAUCGUCUGAUCAACAUACGAUUGUAAUUAAAGAUUCAUCUGUCUCUAUUGUCGUUUAUAUAAUCUUGGGACUAAUUCUUCUUAUCGUGAUUGGUUGUUUUGUCUUCUUUAUUAUUCGUCAAAGACGUACGAAUCAAGCGAAUUCUUCUAAUGACACUGAGUCCAACGACAGACGCACACCAGAAAGGUUAGGUGGACAAGAGGAUGAUCAUAGAACAGGAACUAAUGAAACCGGUCCUAAGAUACCAUAUCGUAGAAAUGACAGACACCAGGCUUGGGUGGAUAGCAAUCAAGGUAGUGAUUUAAGUAGGGGCAAUGAUUUUGAGAAAGAUGAUAUUUCCGAAAAUGAUUACAAGAAAGCCACUAAAAAAGAUACACGUAAGAAGAAAAAAGCGCGAACUUCACCCACAAGAAAAGCAUCAGCGAUCAAUUCAAGCGUGUCCCAACGUAACAGGAAUCGUGUUUCGCCUACAAGAACAAGAACGGGCGUCGAUAAUUGCACUGAUGAUGAAGGCGCAAGAUCAAGAGAAAGAAAGAAGCGUAAAAAAACAAAGAAAUGA
Molecule: messenger RNA, 760 nt
Organism: Ruditapes philippinarum (Manila clam)
Lineage: Eukaryota; Metazoa; Mollusca; Bivalvia; Venerida; Veneridae
Exons: 5
Coding region: 47-760 (237 amino acids)
Source: RefSeq, a predicted model, not a curated record